Etheostoma cragini (Arkansas darter) is the source of this 2073-nucleotide messenger RNA. RefSeq names its product caveolin 3 (gene cav3). The coding region runs from base 225 to 683 and encodes 152 amino acids. NCBI's taxonomy places the organism in Eukaryota, Metazoa, Chordata, Actinopteri, Perciformes, Percidae. The record is from RefSeq and is a predicted model, not a curated record. Gene Ontology annotation, molecular function: connexin binding; transmembrane transporter binding; molecular adaptor activity. Gene Ontology annotation, cellular component: caveola. The transcript is spliced from 2 exons. Gene Ontology annotation, biological process: regulation of membrane potential; caveola assembly.
GUGCACCUUCUGUGUGUGUGUUUAGAUGCCUAUGUGUGUGCAGGGCGGGGGUCAGGCCUCCAUUUUUACCAGGAGGUCUGCAGCAGCUGUCCACUGGCAUGCAAGAGGGAGCGCCACAGUGGUGAUACAGGGGUUCAGAAGCGAACCGAGGCAGCUCCGUGCAGUUUGAUCCAGGAAGAUUUACUCUCACCUUUUUCAGCCCGUCAAGAACCUGCUGCCCUAUCAUGGCGGAUCAGUACCAGUACAACACCAACGAGGAGAAGAUUGUGAAGGACAGCCACACCAAAGAGAUUGAUUUAAUUAACAGAGAUCCCAAGCAGAUCAAUGAGGACGUGGUGAAGGUGGACUUUGAGGAUAUCAUUGCAGAGCCUGAUGGUACACACAGUCUGGAUGGGGUGUGGAAGCUCAGCUACACCAGCUUUACUGUGUCCAAGUACUGGUGCUACCGCAUCUUGUCUGCUGUCUUCGGUAUCCCUGUCGCUCUGCUGUGGGGCUUCCUGUUCGCGUGCAUUUCCUUCUGCCAUAUCUGGGCCGUGGUUCCCUGCAUCAAGAGCUGUCUGAUUGAGUCGCAGUGCAUCAGCCGCAUCUACUCUCUGUGCAUCCAGACCUUCUGUGAUCCCUUCUUUGAAGCCCUGGGCAAGAUCUUCAGCAGUGUGCGUGUUGCACUGCGCAAAGAAGUCUAAGAACUCACAGAGUAGUGUUUAUAGUACGAUCGGAUGAAGUGUGGUACAUUUUUAUACACCAGAAGAUCAGUCCUUGCAUCAUGCUUACUCCCUGAAACUCCUCCUCCUUCCUUCAUAACAUGCUGUUCCCCGCCCACCCAUCCUCAAGCUCUCAGCACUGAGUCCUGACAUGCCCAGUGUGCCACCAGAAGCUCAGUGACAGCUGCUGCAGGCAGCGUGGUUCUGUGACAGCGCUGGCACUCCUGGAGGGCUCAGUGCUCCUCACUGAGGGAGAAGAGGGAUCCAUGAGGAGGAUGGAUCUGCCCUCGUUUAUUUGUAUCACAGAAGCUACUCAUUCACAACAAAUUAAAUGACCUAUCCCAUAAUUGCUGCACCUGUGGAUAAUGCUGCCUGUAUGCAUUACAUUUGGCCAUUUUUAAAAGUAAUAGUGAUGCUGUAUAUUGCUGUGUCUGGUAUUGUUUAUCUUUAUACGGUUUUAAUUGGAUUUGACAGUGACGUAUGUUACCUUAUUUUAAAAGCUCUAACAAAAAGAAUUGAAUGGAACGUUUUUUCUCUACAUAAUUAUUUGGUAAUUAGUGAUGACUCCAUGGUAACUAAUUAUUCUUAAUUAACUAAUUAGUAUUUUUCUGAAAUGCAGAUGCAAGGAAUAUAUUUGUAAACAGCCAUGCAGAUAAUCUACUUCCUUUUAGCGUGAGAUGAGUGGAACCUUAUCUCAGUUUGAAAUCUACUUACUAUUGCACUUUUCAAGCAAGCAAGUAUGUGUAAUCAAGUAUGGACCUGCCUUCUAAUGGAGUAAAGUAAAAACCUCUGUAUGAGACCCGUUGUAACGUUCCACCGUGUUAUUCUUAUUAUUUAUUACUUACUUAUACUUAUUAUUUAUAACAUAUUAUAGUAAAAAAAUGUUAUUACAUAUACAGUACAUAUGGUGAAACUAAUUUAAAGACACUUGAUGAAUCUUUAUAAUAAGUACAUUGCACCACUGGUAAAGUAUGUUCUGUGUGUUAUUUUAAUUCAUUCAGAGAGGCUUAAGAAAUACAUUUUUGGGUUUACCAAACACUUCACUGUCUUUUAGUGAUAUCUGUUUUGCCAACUACAGUGGAAGCAGUGACCCAGGAGCUUUGACCCACAAGAGGUAGCUGUUGCGUGUCUUUCAUGUUCUUCUCUUUUAUGUCUGAGAUUCAUAGUUGAUGAUUUCAGUGUCACCCCACCCCUCUUUGUUCUUGACCUCAGUGUGUUUCUUUCUGGCUAACUCAUUCUAGUCUUCUAUUGUGCUGUUUAUACAAGCAGAAACAGCACACUGUGUUCACAUUAUUUUUCUGAUUAAUGAACUGUAUUAAGCAGUGUAAUUAAGGAGCAAAUUUGCCAAAACCUAUAAAGAGACAUUACAGAU